UUAAUUAAUCAAUUUGAGGUAGGUCAACAUAAUUAUAUAAAUGAUGAUAUAUCCAAAAGAGAAAUUGAAAUGAUCCUCAUCAGUUGCCAAAAAUGACCAAUAAUCCUUUGUUCUUCCACAACACAGAUUUUUGGGAUCAAGAUUCAUCAUACACUGCCUCCUUUGGGUUCCAACCAAUGAAGGACAAUGAUUGUGUUGGUUUUGAUGAACCAUUUGAAGAUUCUUUAUCGUUUCACAUGGUUGACUUCUCAUCAUCGUCAUCAUCAGAAUCAAGAACCCUAAAGAAGGAGAAGAAACACGAAGAAGAAGAGGAAGAUGGUAAAAGAAGAGGAAGAAGAAGUUACAUAGGAGUUCGAAAGAGGCCAUGGGGAAAAUUCGCAGCAGAAAUUCGAGACACAACAAGGAAUGGAAGAAGGGUUUGGCUUGGAACAUUUGAGAGUGCUGAAGAUGCUGCUUUGGCUUAUGAUCAAGCUGCAUUCUCCAUGAGAGGCUACUCUGCUCUUCUCAACUUUUCUUUCCAGAAGGUCAAAGAUUCUUUGCAAGGAAUCAUCAUGGAUUCUGAUUCCAACAACAAACACAAACCCUUUUCUUCUUCUUCACCUGCACUUGCACUCAAAGAGAGGAACUCCCUCCAAAGAAAAUUGGCAUCAUGGUCCUCAAAGGCUAAUAACAAGAACAUCAAGAACAAAAACAAGGAUUCAUCAUCAUCAUCAUCAUCAUCAUCUAAGGAAUCUUCAUCAACUACUACUACUAAUAAUAAUAAUAACAACAAUAGUGGUGGUGUCAUGGUUUUAGAAGAUUUGGGAGUUGAAUAUCUUGAGUAUCUACUAAGCAUUUCAGAAUCUCAUCAUCAUCAUCAAAACACAACAAGCCCUAGCUACUCCAUACUACCACAAAAAUGAAGUAUGUCUCAUUCGCCAGGAGCAGGUGAGAUUCUCAAGCUUCAAAAUAAAGGCAUUCUGUUAUAUGAACGAGUGGAGCAACAUUGCGAGGCAUUCUGUUA
Messenger RNA from Arachis duranensis, 1003 nucleotides. RefSeq names its product ethylene-response factor C3-like. The coding region runs from base 93 to 902 and encodes 269 amino acids. The record is from RefSeq and is a predicted model, not a curated record. Gene Ontology annotation, molecular function: DNA-binding transcription factor activity; DNA binding. The transcript has 2 exons. Lineage: Eukaryota; Viridiplantae; Streptophyta; Magnoliopsida; Fabales; Fabaceae. Gene Ontology annotation, biological process: ethylene-activated signaling pathway; regulation of DNA-templated transcription.